AUGCCUCCUCGCGGACGAGGUGGUAGACGACCGUCCAGAUCGUCAAUAGGUAAAGCUUCAGAACUCAUGGGUCCUCCUCCAGCCCCAAAUUCGCUCCAACAUGGAUCUGCCGUUGCUGGAGAUACAAAACUGGACAUGACGGACGACGCUGCUUCUCAUUCACCCAAAAUUCUGCAACCUGAAAUCAAGGCUUUGCGAGAAUGUCUCAUAGAUUCAGCGGCGACGAUCGCCCAAAUCAUCAACUAUCACACAGACAUAUACAAAAUUGGAAUCCAGCGACAGGCACCCAGACCGCCAAGUGGAUUGAUAGAGUCCUGGAAGAGAAACGCAGAAACAUAUGAAGACAUUCUAGAUGAUAUGGAGACCCAAGUGCAACGAGCAUUGGACGCUGUCGAGUACCAGAUAGAGCAAGAAAACGAAAAGCUCAAACACAAGCAACAAGCAGAGGCACUUCAACGGAGUCAGGCAGCUGCAGCUGGGUCGCGAAAGCCUUCGUCCAUGUUUAUCGACAUUCCUCGCUUUGACGAGAAAUCCAUCGACCCCCUUAGCGUUCAUCCCGAAUUCAGACUGAAGAACGUGGACGGAAAUGAGGAAGACCUGGUCAUGCAAGAUGGAACGACAGAGGAGCCCGCUUCCAUGGAGGGCGUCCAAGAGGAUAAUGCUGGGAAGCUUGCAGUUCCAUCUGGAGCAGCCGUACCCAAGGAUUCUGGACUAGCACGGGCAUCUCGAAGCAGCAUCUCGUUGACCUCACUGAACAGACAUGGUCUCAAGCUGGACUUGUCCACUCUGACAUUGGAUGGUCUAGCAGAGAACAAGUCUGGGCUUGCUCCGUCCCGGAUGUCGACAUUGGGCCCCUCUGGAAUGUCUGGCGUAGAACCCAUGGGGUCGCCGGUCACGCUGGCUCCAAAAAGUGCAAAACCGAGGCCAGGGUUUGACGGAGACUUUAACCCGUUGGCGUUGAGUGACAUACAACUCAACUCUCUCUUGACGGGUACAGGCAUGGAUGAUCUAUUUGGAGAUAACGAAACGUCCGAUGCCAAUAUCGGCGUGGAUGCACUCUUCUCCAACCCAUUGAUCCAACCGAUCAAGAGUGAGGAUAUCUCAAACAUAUCUCUCAUAGGGGAUGGACAAGCCACUACAUCAGGGGGCCAGGAAAAGCUGUUCGAAGAUCUCGCUUUCGAGUCUUCUGGGGCAAACAACGGGUCGACCGCACUUACCAAUACCGAGGUCCCGCUGGGAGGGGAUAUGUCCGCUUUCAGCUUUGACAUGGGGAGCGAACUACCCAGAGCGCAAGGAUCCGAAGGCAUCACCACGGCGAUUGGAGGAUCGGAGGCGCAGCAGUUGCAACAGAGGCAGCAGUUUGGCAUUGACCUGAACCUUCCAAGCGCCUUGGAUUCUUCAGCGGCGCAGUUUGAUCCAAAGCUUCUGGAAUUACUUGGAUCGAAUACCGCCAGUACUCAAAAUGCAGGAGAUGCAAACGCAGCAGGACUGCCAGACUUCACCCUAGAUCUCUUUGGCCCCAACGAAGGCACAAGCACCGAUGUGGACACCUGGAACACUCUGUUUCCGCCUUCGCAAUAG
Serendipita indica DSM 11827 is the source of this 1581-nucleotide messenger RNA. The record is from the annotation of a GenBank genome assembly. NCBI's taxonomy places the organism in Eukaryota, Fungi, Basidiomycota, Agaricomycetes, Sebacinales, Serendipitaceae.